AUCCUCCUGCUCAUAAUGAAAAUAGUCCUGCUCCAGUCAGCCAAGAUGAACCUCAUGGACAUCACCAAGAUUUUCUCCCUCCUGCAGCCUGACAAGGAGGAGGAGGACACCGACAUGGGGGAGAAGCAGGCUCUCAAUCAAGCUGUAUAUGACAACGAAUCCUAUACCCUGGACCAGCUUUUGCGCCAAGAGCGUUACAAACAUUUCAUCAACAGCAGGAGUGGCUGGGGUGUUCCUGGGACGCCCUUGCACUUGGCUGCUUCUUAUGGCCACCUGAGCUGUUUGCAGAUCCUCCUGGCACAUGGCACUGACGUUGACAGCUCGGACGUCAAGGCACAGACACCGCUUUUCACCGCCAUCAGUCAUGGCCAUCUGGACUGUGUGCGUGAGCUUUUGGAAGCUGGUGCCUGUCCUGGUGGUAGCAUCUACAACAACUGUUCUCCUGUGCUCACAGCCACCCGUGAUGGUGCAGUUGCCAUCCUGCAGGAGCUCCUAGGCCAUGGUGCAGAGGCUAAUGUCAAGGCCAAACUACCAGUCUGGGCAUCAAACAUAGCUUCAUGUUCUGGCCCCCUCUAUUUGGCUGCAGUCUAUGGGCACCUUGACUGUUUCCGCCUGCUUUUGCUCCAUGGAGCAGAUCCUGACUACAACUGCACUGACCAGUGCCUAUUGGCUCGUGUCCCACGGCCCCGCACACUCCUUGAAAUCUGUCUCUACCAUAAUUGUGAGACAGAGUACAUCCAGCUGUUAAUUGAUUUUGGUGCAAACAUCUACCUUCCAACUCUCUCCUUGGAGCUAACCUCACAAGAUGAUAAAGGUGUUGCAGUGCUGCUACACGCCCGAGCCAUCCCACAGUCGCUACUAUCACAGGCCCGUUUAGUUAUCCGCAGAGCCCUACGCCAGGCCAGCCAGCCACAAGCCAUCGAUCAGCUGGAUAUUCCCCCCAUGUUGAUCAGCUACCUUAAACACCAAACGUAA
Molecule: messenger RNA, 975 nt
Organism: Choloepus didactylus (southern two-toed sloth)
Lineage: Eukaryota; Metazoa; Chordata; Mammalia; Pilosa; Megalonychidae
Gene: ASB12
Product: ankyrin repeat and SOCS box containing 12
Exons: 2
Coding region: 16-975 (319 amino acids)
Molecular function (GO): protein binding
Source: RefSeq, a predicted model, not a curated record